Messenger RNA from Saccostrea echinata, 1029 nucleotides. RefSeq lists its product as uncharacterized. Gene Ontology annotation, cellular component: extracellular region. Gene Ontology annotation, molecular function: chitin binding. The coding region runs from base 24 to 923 and encodes 299 amino acids. The record is from RefSeq and is a predicted model, not a curated record. The transcript is spliced from 3 exons. Lineage: Eukaryota; Metazoa; Mollusca; Bivalvia; Ostreida; Ostreidae.
GGUGUUGAAAACAUCGUAUAAAAAUGUUUUCAUUUUUAAUUUUGAUUUCAUUCAAUACUGCGCUACUUCAGGAAAUCUACGAAACAAAUGCCAAGGAAUAUGACCUCAUCAUUGAUUUCAAGCAUACCUUGGAUUACUACAUAAACGAAUGUCAACAGGAUUUGAAAAAGGAAAAAAUGAGAAACUACAAAAUAUAUCAGGAAACAAAUAAGCAUCUUUUAAAUGUCUUGGAAAAAAUAAAGAUCUUGAAUACAUUUGCAGCAUUGCUUCCCCCUAAUAUCAGUUGUUCUGUGAAUGACAUGUUGAUUCUUCCCCAUCCAGAGGAAUGUCAAUUGUAUUACAAUUGUUCAGUGAUUUAUUCUAUUAUCCCAAAACAAAUGGAGCAACACUUAAUGGAAUGCGACUAUCCAAAUUUAUUUUCACUCGAAACCAAUAGGUGUGACAAUUUUAGAAAAGUGGCAUGCAAAACUAGACGUGAAAUUAAGGAUAAAUGUAAAUAUCGACUAAUGAUUCAAAGUUUCUGGAGUCCAGAACCAUGUUUAUUGAGUUUCCCAAGUUGUGAUAACAAAACCGAUGGAUUGCAUGAACAUGGCGUGAAAAAGCCUUCGCCUUACUUCAUGAUUUGUGAUGGAGAAAGAUUUCUUAGAGAGGGCUUUUGUCCGGUUGACCCAACAUGGAAUACAAGAUCAUUUCCUUAUAAUGGACGAUGUCUAUCUUCAUUUGAGAUACCAAGGGAUAAGUAUUCCUAUGGUAAGCUUCCAUCAUGCGCUGGAAAGACAAAUGGCAGCUACCAGUUUCUUGAACUUCCAUGUGACGCGUUUUAUAAAUGUCAAAAUGGCCAUGCAAAAGCUACAAAGUGUCCAGAGAAUUCGCAAUUUGAUCAAGAUAGUGGAGCGUGUCAAAUCGGUGCAAUUUGUCCCUAAACUUUCGUAAAUAAAUAUUGAAAUAAGUAAUCAGUACCAAAAAACUUAUGGGUUUGAAGGGAUACGAGAUACUGAUUCCAGACAAUAUUUGAAACUGCUAGGAAAU